AUGUCCAAACCACACCUCGCCGACCACCUCCAACUCGCCGAGCUAGGCCAUGCUCAAUCCUUCCAACGCCAAUUCUCAAAAUGGUCUAUGCUCGGUCUCUCCUUCGCCAUCUUGAAUACAUGGGCAGCGUUAGCAGCUGGGCUGUCUUUCGCGCUCCCAUCAGGUGGACCCACUGCCGUCCUCUGGGGUUUCAUCACGGCGGGAGUAUGCAACCUCAGCCUAGCUGCGUCUCUCGCAGAGUUCCUGUCGGCAUAUCCCACAGCAGGCGGACAGUACCAUUGGGUCGCUGUGAUGUCUCCUCCGUCCCUGAAGCGAGGGCUGAGCUGGGUGACGGGAUGGGUCAAUCUGGCUGGAUGGGUAGCGUUGGUGGCAACCAAUGGAGUGAUCGAAUCGAGCAUUAUCUUGUAUAUUGCGCAGUUGGAGCAUCCGGGCUAUGAGCCGAAGCGGUGGCAUCAAUUUUUGAUUUAUAUUGGGGCUACGUUGAUCACGUUCGCGAUCAAUGCGUUCGGAAAUAGGCUCUUGCCGGUGGUCAAUCAGGUUGCUUUGAUCUGGUCCAUUGCUGGCUUCAUCAUCAUCUCGAUCGCAGUCCUGGCAUGUGCAGCUCCUGAUUAUGCCACCGCGGAGUAUGUCUUCACCAACUUCACCAACUCGACAGGCUGGCCUGAUGGUCUGGCGUGGCUGCUUGGUCUGUUGCAGGGCGCGUUGUCUUUGACAGGUUUCGAUGCUGUAGCACACAUGAUCGAAGAGAUUCCCAACGCCGCCAUCGAAGGCCCGAAGAUCAUGCUCUACUGCCAAUAUAUCGGCAUUUCCACCGGCUUCAUCUUCCUUAUCGCUGUUUUGUUCGCAUCAGGAGGCGAAGCAAACCUCGAAACCAUCAUCUCUUCAGCCUACGGCCCUCUGCUCCAGAUUCUGUACAUCGCCACAUCGAGUAGAGCAGGCACGAUCUGCUUGCUCAUGUUCCCAUUGCUCUGCUUCCUCUUUGCUGGCACCUCGGUCCUCACGACAUCGUCGCGAAUGACUUUCGCUUUCGCACGGGAUGGAGGGUUGCCGUUAAGUCGGUUCUGGUGGAAGAUGCAUCCGACCUUGGACGUACCACUCAACGCGCUACUCCUCAAUGUGGUGAUUGUCAUCAUCUUCGGCUGCAUUUUCCUGGGUAGCAGUGUGGCCUUCAAUGCCAUCACUGCUGCGUCUGUUGUGGCUCUGGGCGUGAGCUACGGAAUUCCUGUCGCGGUCAAUCUCUUCCAGGGCCGCAAGAAGCUGCCAGAGCGGGCUUUUGCGUUACCAGAGUGGUUGGGCUGGACGGUCAACAUUAUCGGACUGGCCUAUACAGUCUUGACGACUGUUCUAUUCGUCUUCCCGCCAUUCAUACCUGUCACAGGAUCGACGAUGAACUACUGCAUAGUGGCCUUCGCCAUCAUCCUACUGAUUAGUGUUGUGCAAUGGUUUACAGACGGUAGAAAGAACUAUCAAGGACCUAGAGUGACGAUCCAGGGAGUGGUACCGACUGACGUGGCAGACGGCGAGGUCGAGUGGGUAGGGAAGAUGUAA
Molecule: messenger RNA, 1548 nt
Organism: Fulvia fulva
Lineage: Eukaryota; Fungi; Ascomycota; Dothideomycetes; Mycosphaerellales; Mycosphaerellaceae
Exons: 2
Coding region: 1-1548 (515 amino acids)
Biological process (GO): amino acid transport; transmembrane transport
Cellular component (GO): membrane
Molecular function (GO): transmembrane transporter activity
Source: RefSeq, a predicted model, not a curated record